Messenger RNA from Prorocentrum cordatum, 1735 nucleotides. The record is from the annotation of a GenBank genome assembly. NCBI's taxonomy places the organism in Eukaryota, Dinophyceae, Prorocentrales, Prorocentraceae.
AUCCCCAUCGUCCCCCGUAUCAUCCCUGCGCCCAUCCCCUCGUCUCGACGGGUAUCUCACGAUGCACCUCACGAUGCACAGACAGUCACAGGGGCGCCGAGGAGGACGGUUGUGGAGAUGAUAUGGAGACGUUCUAGAGAGCUAGCAGACUUCUAGACAAGACAGGGCAGCGAACCUUACAACCCUAGAGUGCAGGCACUUCAUGGACAAUCGGAGUGCACAUGAUGUUUAGCCUGUUUUUCUACAUCGUGCGCAUGCAUUCGGAGGUUGAUCGACCUCCUACCCUGACGCGUCGAUCAGUAAAUUGGCCGUUGUCGGUUCGCGAGAGGGCGUCGCGGCCGUCGUUUUUGCGAGUCCAGGUCCGUCGGUUUCCCUCCCAGGCCGUUUUCUUUCAAGGGAGGUUUACUAUUGGGACGUUUGUCCACCGCCGAUGUAUAGAUCAAGGAUCGUGGUGCGCGCAGCGGCCAGAUGACCACUGUUUUACGAGGCCCCCACGGCUUGCAAACUUUGGUGCCCGCACAUGCUCGCAUGUCUCCCCUGUCGCACAUCGCCCUUCUCGACCUUGAGAUGCCACGGCGGAAACACAAUACACUGGCAGAUGCAGAUGCGUGAUACCAGAUAUCUAGCACGAAAACCGCCAGCACGAGGAGCGUUUCGGUCGGCAGUGGAAGUGGUGUGAGCAGGGCUGACGACGACAGUUCCAGGAAGUAUUCAGUGCCCUGGGGGGAGAGAGGCGUGGACGCCGCACCCAUCACAACAUGUGCAGCGUCCUCGACAGUAUGGUGUCCAGCCAUGGUUUCUAAAUUUGGCAACAGAGUGCGAGAAGCGUAUCUGGCUGGCAACACGUUCAGGGCACGGGUUCCCCCUCGUAUCUUCCGCCUCCAUCUCUUCCUACCUUGCCUCCCCCUUCCCCAUCUUGCAGCGGAGGCCUUCCUUGUGGACAACUCCGCGCUGAAGGCUACUACGGAUGGCAUCGCGUACCGGUUGAGCAAGCAGGAGGAACACAGGACCAACGAGAAGGCCGCCUGGGGCACGGUGGUGCUCGGCGUCGACCAGGGGGACGGCUGGCUCCUGGUCGGCUCGCGGUACCUGCCCUUCCACCUCAAGGGCGCGACGGUGCUGACGCCGCUGGGCGGCCCCGAGGAGCCGGCGACGCCGGGCGCGGAGGGGCCGCCACAGCGGGCGUCGCCGCCCGCGGGGUGACGGGCGGCGCCGGGCGCGGGGGGGGCCCAGCCGGGCGGGCGCCGCCUCGCGCGCUCGCGCCGAGGCCUCGCGGGCCCUCGCGCGCCUCGCGGGCCCGUCGGGGCCCCCCGCCCUUAUCCAACGGCUCCCGCCGGGGCCCCCACGAGGGCCCGUCGGGGCACCCCGCCCCUUGUGUCGUUCCUCCCUUUCCGCCUUCCUCCUCACUCGUCCUGUUCCUCCUCACAUUCCUCGUCGUUCCUCCGAACCUGCAGCGGUGCCGUCGUUGCUGCCAGUGUGAUCAUCACAAUUGUACGUUGGCUGCCGCAGUGUUCAAAGCUUCGCUUUUGCUCUUGGUUGUUCGGCAGUUUAUGCGCUGUCCUGUGCGCUUCUUCUGCAUGUUCGGGGACCUUGCUUGUAUAGCAUUCUGUGCUGAACCCGUGCACGUAUCCGAAUCUUGCAGCUCAGCAGUGCGAAAUGAGCACGCUCGUCCAAAUGUAUGUUGCGUUGGGUAUAGUAGGACAGGACUUGCAGCUGGUGACGGCGAAGCUGGUAA